GGAGGCCGUAGGCGCCAUGCCACUUUCACGGAUUAGACGCCGUGUGCGGGGGUUUACAGACAUGAAGGCGGCCUUGUGGGAUAACCGUAGGCGGCGUUUGAGGAGAGCUAUGGCGGUACCAUGUGAGGAGCGCUUAGCGCUUUUUGACUUCGAUGAUGAAGAUGACCUGAAUGUUUCCAAGAACUCUUUAUCUGGAGAAAAGAGCCCAUUCUUUGACAAAGAUGAGAAGAAAUGCCCUCCUGUGGCUGACCCAGAUGAGAAGAAAUGUCCUCCCGCAGUUGAUGCAGAUGAGAAGAGGAGCCCUCCUACAGCUGACGGAGAGAACAAAUGCCCUCCUGCAGAAGUGGAUGAAAAUAUGGAAGAUGAAGUGUGCAUUAUGUUGGAUAAACUUAGAGAUAGGAUUACUAAUUCUCUUCUUGAAAAGAUAAGAAGAAUGCAAACAUACUCAGAAACUGUUUCCAAACAGACUAGCUACAAAAUGAAACAAGCUUGGGAAACCAAACAACAGCAAAUGUUGAAAGUUAACAAUAAGUAUUACCAGCAGUUUAUGGAUCUGUUUAAGCAGUGGGAGUUGGAGAAGCAGAAAUAUGAAAAACAACAAAAACACUUAAUUAAUAUUUUACAACAACAGAAAAUGAUGCUAAGACAGUGUAAAAUUAAACAAAACCAGAGAAUGAAACUAGUUAUGCAGAUGUAUACACAAUACAUACAGAACCUGAAGCAUAAGAAUAAUAAUAAGUUUACUGAUUCAUUCACUGAACUUAAAGAGGAGAUAGCUGAGUAUCAAAGAAAAUAUAUGAUGAAAACUCAGAAACAAGAGAUUGCAAAUAUUAGGAAGUCUCUUCAAUCUAUACUAUUUUCAUGAUUCUUUGAAGAAAACUUGAACCUGUGUGAAACAAUAUAAUUUUAAUGUUAGAUAAAAACAUGUUUUAUGGUGGAAAUUCAGUUUAAAUUUAAAUGAAAACAGGCAAAUGACUAAUACCUGUCCUUAUGUAUGAAGGUUUUCACUCUUCUUGUUAAGUAGUGAGAUUUUUCUUUCCAAAAAUGUGAAUUAACGUUUGUGAAUAAAGAUUAGUUUUUUUUUCUUUUGGCAUCAGCAUAUUGCUUUUUUUUUUAUUUUGAGACAUGAUCUCCCCAUGUGACCCAGACUGGUCUCCCAUUUCUGGGCUCAAGUGAUUCUCCACCUUAACCUUCAAUAUACCUGUGAUUUUUAAUUUUUAUUUUUCUAAGAUAUGUAUAAUUCUUAUGUGUUUGUACAUAUGAAUAGUAUUUAUCUCAAAGUUGAAAAUGUUUACUGAAUCUUCAUAAAAAGCAGCAGCAAAAGAUUAGAAAUUCUCAAAAGCUUUUAAAAUCUAUACUAUUGUACUGUUCAAAUAAAAUAUAAAAAGGCAUGUGCCUGGCAACAUUC
Molecule: messenger RNA, 1408 nt
Organism: Myodes glareolus (Bank vole)
Lineage: Eukaryota; Metazoa; Chordata; Mammalia; Rodentia; Cricetidae
Product: synaptonemal complex protein 3-like
Biological process (GO): spermatid development; meiotic cell cycle
Cellular component (GO): synaptonemal complex
Source: RefSeq, a predicted model, not a curated record